Messenger RNA from Homarus americanus (American lobster), 521 nucleotides. RefSeq names its product mitochondrial import inner membrane translocase subunit Tim10B-like. Bases 151 to 468 code for a protein of 105 amino acids. NCBI's taxonomy places the organism in Eukaryota, Metazoa, Arthropoda, Malacostraca, Decapoda, Nephropidae. Gene Ontology annotation, cellular component: mitochondrial intermembrane space chaperone complex. The record is from RefSeq and is a predicted model, not a curated record. The transcript has 3 exons.
CUAACACCUGGGGGUUAACUCCGGCUUACCGACCUCAGCUGAUCCAUCGUCUGCCACACUGGGAGGAGUGAGAGACGUGCUACAUAACAUAAUUCUCAUCCCAGGUUACCAAAUGUGUGAGGAAUUAUUACCCCUGAUUACUCUACUAUAAUGGAUAUUGACGUUACCUCCAAUGUACGACAGUUCAAAGAUUUUCUGGUCCUAUACAAUCAAAUAUCAGAACGCUGUUUCAAUUUGUGUGUGACCGGAUUUAACAACCGUGAAUUGUCCGAAAUAGAAACUGCUUGUGUGGAUCGGUGUGUUGGGAAGCACAUCAGCGUCAAUCACAAGAUUAUGUCUGUUUAUACAGAAGUACAACCCAUUUACCUUCAGAAACGUAUUGAUGAGAUGAACAAGCAGGUUGAACAGGCUCAACAACAAAACCUUGUUCAGGCUCAAGAACAGCAACAAGCAGGUCAAGAAAUUUAACUUCAGGUACAACAUAUUGCCACUUCCAAAGAAAGUGUAAAGACAUUUUGUGA